Anoplophora glabripennis (Asian longhorned beetle) is the source of this 2940-nucleotide messenger RNA. RefSeq names its product poly(A) polymerase type 3 (gene hrg). NCBI's taxonomy places the organism in Eukaryota, Metazoa, Arthropoda, Insecta, Coleoptera, Cerambycidae. Gene Ontology annotation, molecular function: RNA binding; poly(A) RNA polymerase activity. The record is from RefSeq and is a predicted model, not a curated record. The transcript has 9 exons. Gene Ontology annotation, cellular component: nucleus. Bases 324 to 2135 code for a protein of 603 amino acids.
ACUGUCAGUCAUUUUGUGAAAUUUUAACAAUGUCAAAGUAUUCGUCUUUAACACGUUAUCGUUAUUUUUAAUAACAUGCUUUUUAUUAUAAUGUAACUAAAACAUAAUUGUUUAUUCAUGAAAUCGAUCAAUUGUAAAUAACUGAGACGGCAGAUAUUUGUAAAUUACGUAUUAUAAUUUUCGGAAAAAACACCACACAACGUUAUCCUACUAAAAUGAGAUAUUGAAUAGUUCGAUUAAGUGGAAGCCUGCAUUGUUUAUAAAACCAAUAUACCUUUGGAUAAAAAGAAGCUCAAGGUUGUUACGAAUAAAAAUUUAUAAAUAUGUGGCAAUCUCAAGCAGUACAAAAUGCACAAAACAAUAAAGAAAAUCAGGCACAAAGAAAUGAUGACAGAUUGAUGACCCUUGGAAUGACAUCUGCCAUUUCUGUAGCUCCACCAAAGCCGGCAGAUCUUCUAAAGACUAAAGAAUUGGAGGAAUCGUUGAAACCAUUCGAUGUGUUUGAAAGUGAACAAGAACUCAAUCAUCGCAUGUUAAUUUUAGGGAAAUUGUAUAAUUUAGUUAAACAGUGGAUAAAAGAUAUAUCUGUAAGACACAAUAUGCCUGAAAGUGUUGCGGAACAUGUCGGUGGGAAAGUGUAUACAUUUGGUAGUUAUAGGUUAGGGGUACACAAUAAAGGAGCUGAUAUUGAUGCUUUAUGUGUGGCUCCUCGACAUAUUGAUAGAUCAGAUUUUUUUUCUUCGUUCUAUGAACUACUUAAUCAGCACCCUGAAGUAACAGACCUGAGGGCUGUAGAGGAGGCGUUCGUACCGGUUAUUAAAAUGAAUUUUGGUGGAAUAGAAAUAGACAUGUUGUUUGCCAGACUUUCUCUAAAAGAGAUUCCCGAUUCCAUGGAUUUGCGUGACGAUAUGUUAUUAAAAAACCUUAAUCAAAAGUGUGUUCGGAGCUUAAAUGGGUGUCGGGUUACAGAUGAAAUUCUGCGACUAGUUCCAAAUAUAGAAAAUUUUAGAUUGGCACUAAGAGCUAUUAAAUUAUGGGCGAAACGUCAUGGGAUCUACAGCAAUGCGUUGGGAUAUUUGGGUGGAGUGUCUUGGGCGAUGCUAGUAGCAAGAACUUGCCAGUUGUAUCCGAACGCAACAUCGGCGACGUUAGUCCACAAAUUUUUCCUAAUUUUUUCAAAGUGGCAGUGGCCGCAGCCAGUGCUGUUGAAGCAGCCUUCGAACGUUAAUCUGGGAUUUGCCGUUUGGGAUCCUAGGGUCAACAUCCAGGACCGAUAUCACUUAAUGCCGAUAAUAACCCCAGCCUAUCCGCAACAAAAUUCGACUUUCAAUGUGUCGCUGUCGACCAGAACGAUAAUAAUGGAAGAGUUCAAACUUGGAUUGCUUAUCACGGACGAUAUUAUGUUGGGAAAGUCGUCGUGGGAUAAGCUUUUCGAACCCCCGCCCUUUUUCCUGAAAUAUAAGCACUUUAUAGUUUUGUUAGUGAUGGCCGAGACGUCCGACGACCACCUGGAGUGGUGCGGGCUGGUGGAGAGUAAAGUUCGUUUGCUCAUAGGUAACUUGGAGAGGAAUCAAUACAUAACGCUGGCCCACAUAAACCCGGAGAGUUUCGCGAUGCUGGAGUCGCAGAAGGAGCCGAACGCGCACUGCUCCAUGUGGUUCAUAGGUUUAGAAUUCGCCAAGACGGAGAACUUAAACGUCGACCUGACCAGGGACAUACAGAUAUUUACGAAGACCGUGAACAAGCACGCGACCACCAUUCAGAUGCUUAAGGAAGGUAUGAGGCUGGAGGCAAGGUACGUUAAACGGAAACAGUUGUCGCAGUACCUGUCCCCCGGUCUCAUCAAGAGAGAGAGAAAGUCGAGUAUUACCAAGUCUCAAAGUAACGGCACGACGGAGAACAGGAAGAGGCUGUCCGGCGACGCGGCUGGAUCCGACAACGACGCGCCCGUCAAGAAGACGAGGUUGUCCGAGGAAAUUACUCCGCAAAUGAGUAGUUUUGAUGACAGUUCUAACAACUCCGUGAACGAUUCCAACAGCAACCUAAGCGUGGCGGAAUCCGAGUCCAGCCUUAGUACAAACAUUUUACCUCUUCCCGCAAGUGCGACGGCUCCACAGGAAGCCGUCUGUACCUGACGUUACCGCACGUGAAAUUUCUGUUCGGGGCGUCCGACUUUCAUCCACUUUCAAAACUUUCUUUUUAGGUCGUUGAUGAGCCAGCACAGACAACUGUCCGUCACGUACGUAUGAACGAUACCCAAAACACUUUGGGAGUAAAAUAUUAUCGCAAACCGUGCAAUGUUAUUUAAGCUUCUGUGUGCGUGAUCGUGUGGGUGGUUAUCUUCAAAUAUUUAAGUGUAAAUAAUUAAAUAUAACAAAAAAAAUGUUAGUUUAUUGAUCAAUUAAUAACUAUUUAUUUAUUUUCGAUGUAUAGUUAUUCAGACAUGUACUUGUGGUUAAGUAAACAAAAAAACUAAAAAAAAAAAAUGAAAAAAAUUGAAAAAUAAAAUCAUGAAAAUAUUUUGCGGUAAUAUUUUACAUGUAUGUAAAUAGAGUUCUUUUUUAAUUCACUAUGUAUGAAAAUUUAAUAGCAUUCAAAAGGAGUUUUAAGCAGUCUCUUACGAUAGAGUUUAUUUUAUUUUUGAUAUUCGUGUAUUUUGGUUUGCGCCGUGGAAUCUUGACGAUCUAUUUUAAAAUAUUUCAUUAUGUUUGAGUGGAAGCCUGAGUUGAUAUAUCCGUUAAAUUUAUUAAUUCAUUUGAGAGCAACAUUUAAGACGUGUUGCGCGAUUUAUAUUUAUAUAUAAACCGGGGGAAAUAUUACUGCUGAACUUGAUUUUGAAAUGGUAUUAAAUUAGUUUAGAUUUUAGUUAAAAAUUAUGGAAAUCUAAGUAAAUGUGACGUGUAAACAUAUUAUUCGAAAAAUAAAUAAAACGUAUUUUCC